AUGUCGACCAAACGGAUUGCAUUCCUCGUUCACGGCACCGUCCAAGGUGUUGGGUACCGAGACUUCACUCAAAAGGCCGCCACAAGUCACGACUUGAAGGGCUGGUGCCGAAACACUACAUGCGGACGAGUCGAAGGUGAAGUCCAAGGUGAUGAAGAGACCAUCAAAAAACUUUUCCAACAGCUUAAUAAGGGACCUCGCAUGGCUCACGUUGUGAAGCUCGAAAAGAAGGAGCUCGAGCUGAAGGAGGGUGAGGAUCAUUUUGCUGUCAUGCGAACUAUGGAAUCUCGAUUUCACUCUUGA
Molecule: messenger RNA, 303 nt
Organism: Penicillium argentinense
Lineage: Eukaryota; Fungi; Ascomycota; Eurotiomycetes; Eurotiales; Aspergillaceae
Product: acylphosphatase
Exons: 5
Coding region: 1-303 (100 amino acids)
Molecular function (GO): acylphosphatase activity
Source: RefSeq, a predicted model, not a curated record